This is a messenger RNA of Ruditapes philippinarum (Manila clam), 5598 nucleotides long. RefSeq names its product TRAF-type zinc finger domain-containing protein 1-like. The record is from RefSeq and is a predicted model, not a curated record. The transcript has 11 exons. The coding region runs from base 166 to 2307 and encodes 713 amino acids. Lineage: Eukaryota; Metazoa; Mollusca; Bivalvia; Venerida; Veneridae. Gene Ontology annotation, molecular function: zinc ion binding.
AAGAAAGUGACAGAUGUCUAUGCAAAAUUUAGUCGUUUAUGAAAUUAUAUAUAAUUUAAAAAGUUAAUAAAACCAUUCCGUUUUGCUCAACAUAUAUUCAGGGUAAUAUAGGCCAAUUCGAUUUUCUAAAGAUUAUUUUCCAAGGUUUUUAGACACUUUUGAAAGAUGGGGGAUUCAGAGCCAGACACAAAACUGUGUAAUAACUGCAAGAAGCAGAUCUCGGCCAAUAAUUUUGUAAUGCACGAGAUGCAUUGUAAACGCCACAUUUCAUUGUGCGAGCAAUGUAAUGAACCUAUUCCAAAAAAUGAAAUGGAAGUACAUUAUGAAGAAAAUCAUGCCAAGAUCAAAUGUCCUAAAUGUGAAACAGAAGUUGAGAAAAUGCAUUUAGAGGAACACGAGGAAAAUUCCUGCUCAAAGAAACCUAUGCACUGUGUGUAUUGUGAACUGGAAUUUCCAAAAGAUAAAUUAGACUCACAUUUGGAUUAUUGCGGGAGUCGUACUGAGCCGUGCCCUAAAUGUGGCCAAUUUAUUAUGCUGAAAGAACAGACUAAACAUGAUGACAGUAACUGUGCUUAUCCUGAAGUAAAACCUAAAAAUAAUAAUGUGGCUGACGGGCACAGAAGGCCUGAUGAUUUCUUAGAUGAUAUAUUUAGAAGUAGGGGAGUUAACUCCGGAGGUAGAAGCAUGGGAGUUAACUCUGGAGGGCAUGAUUUUGGCGGAUUUGUAGAUAAUUCAUUUGGUGCUGACUAUAUAGGUUCUAGGAGGCAGGCCAAUGUUCGCCAUACUUCAAAGGUUAACAAUAAAAAACCAGCAGUUGAUAAACAAUUAGGUUCUGCAGACAGAGAGUCCGAGUAUGAUAGGUUACUGGCUAUGCACCUGGCAAAGGAUCUUCAUCAAGACAAUAGCAUGGAGGAGAUGGUUAGAGAAUUUAACAAACCACAAUCCCCUACCGUCCCUAGCUCACAGGUCAAAUAUGGACGGAACUCUCUGUCAGAAGAUCUGGUGAUGAUACCGUGUGAGUUUUGUGGUGAACCAUUUGAUGCAGAUGACCUCGUUCAACAUCAGAGCGGCUGUUCGUUGGAGCGUAUAAGUGCCAUGUUACCACAGAUGACAACAGCCAACAAUGUUAGAGACGUGCCCAACAGUCAGACAAACACCGUACAACCUCCCAGUAUCAUCAACAACCUACAGGCUUAUGGUGCUGACGAAUGGCUGGACGAUACUGCUGAAACAGGGUAUGAUAUCCCACCUGAACAAGGCUUUGAUAUACCGCCUGAACGAGGCUUUAAUAUGCCAGCUGGAACAGGCUUUAAUAUGCCAGCUGGAACAGGUUUUGAUAUGCCAGCUGGAACAGGUUUUGAUGUACUAGCUGGAGGUGCGGGAGACGACCAGUUUCUGCCUUGUGAAUUCUGCAAUGAGCUUUUCCCAUUAGACAAUCUUAUACAGCAUCAGGCCAUGUGUGACAGAAUGACAAUGACUCCCUUGCCACAGACUCCGCCACAUGAACAACGUCCAAAACCUAAAAAGAAAAAUUCUCAAUCAAGUGCUCAAAGAUUAGCUGCGGACUUUCCUAACCUGAAUUCCAAACGUCAUCAGCCUCCUCCUUCCCUCUUUAGUUCACAAGUCGAUAGUGACGAAGAGGCGCCAAACGGGGCUGCUCAUAGGGUGCAUAAACCGAAACCGUCAUCUGUAAACGGUACUUAUAAAUCUAAUAUCACUUCUCCUGCCAGGGAAACAAGAUCAACGUUAAAGAAAUAUGGGGUAGAAACUCCGGACAGGGGAGAUUACUACACUGGUAGAAGUUCUUUUUCCCGACAGAGUAGCGAGUCAGGGACAGAUUCCUGGCUUGAACCGAGUCAGCCUCGCGUCCAGAGGAAAUAUGCAACUGGAAAUACCAGGACAAGGAGUACGUUGGAUAAUCUCUUAAAUGAUAAUACGGAAUCAUCAUCACAUGACCUUUUAGGUCAUAUAGGUGGCGCUCCGGCUAGGAGAAAAGAGGCGAGGCCUAUUCCCAGACAGAAACCAACAGUGACACCAGGAAACACUAGAAGUACAGCAAAGGUGAGGAGUAACACAACAGCGAAAGAUGUACAAAAAGAAUUGUCAAGAUUCACUGCCAGUAAUGCUUCCAGUGGUGCUGCUCAAAAUAGGUCUAGCAAGCCUAAUAUUGAGGUACGUGUCCGUCCGAACGAAGCUGAUGAAUUAUCUGACCUAGUUACCGGAUCGAGGCAACGUACUCGUGCCAACAACGUUUUCGGCGCACAAACCAAUAAGACUUCAACAAAACGGAGAACAGACAAUAGAUAAUGAAACCACAACAUUCCAUAAGAAUAAACACCUGUGAUAAUUGCCAUUUAGUGUCCCGAUACCUUUUUUAAGUGUGAUAAUACUUCACUUUAAGUGUCUUAAAUCAAUAUGUAUACAUGUAUAAACUAUAUUAAUUUUUUGCAAGGCAACAGAGUACAGUAUUUUUUACUCCUGGUAUAUGUAUAAGAAACAAUAAAGUGAUUGAUAUAUAUAUUAAGAAUAACAAGGUCUAUGCAAGUCUAGGGUAGAAUAAUUUAAAGGUUUAGACUCCAUAAAUUAUGUGAUAACUAGUAAUAAAGGCAUGGUAUUAAAACAGUGUACAUGAUUUACUGUGUUUAUCUGUUGUACAAAUUUUGUUUCGUAUCAUAAGAUUUUUGUAAAAAAAAUGCUUUCUUUAUAUUAAAGUUUGCCAAGAGUUCACCAGAGGAAAUGAUAACGUUUUGCCCCAUAUUGAUUCUCUUACAUUAGGGGUGAUUUGCCCUAGGAUAUUGUCAACUUGUCACUCUUUGAAAUAAUCUAAUCUUGUUUUAAAUCAUUUAACAAUAAUAAAUGCUUACAUUUAAUGUAUGUUUUGGUGUUAUUUUAUUUUUGAAAAAAAAAACUUUAAUAUACGGGGCAAAUUCUCAUUAAAGUGGGGUAAAUCUAUAUAGAGGGAAUUGUCAGUGUGAGAGAUUGUUACAUAAUCUGCCAGUUGCAUUCAUUAGAGUUAAGAUUUAUUUUACAUUGUAUAUUUUGUCUACUGUGCGCCAUUCCUUAAGUGUCAGAAAAAUGCAUUUUACAAUGUCAAGAAUGUAUGCCAUAUUUUAUAUUGUUGUGAAAAAAAAAUAUCCUAAGUAAUUAACUAGAUAAAUGUUAUGUAUUUUUAAAUUUUCAUUUCCACACUAUUUUAUGUUAAAUUUUAAUCACUAUUCAUCCCACAUUCAUUUGACCUUGAACCUGCUUGAAAGUGAUCAGCUUUUGCCACAAGGAUAAAACUAGGCCAGCACAUUAAACUGUUGUUAAGCUGAAUAUAUAUGCGUCAUGUGUCACGAUAAAACCAACAUUAUGGGUUUGCGACCAGCAUGGAUCCAGACCAGCCUGCUCAUCCGCUCAGUCUGAUCAGGAUCCAUGCAGUUCGCUUACAACUCUAUAACAAGGAGGGAAACUGAUAGCGAGCAGCAUGAAUCCUGAUCAGACUGCGCGGACGCGCAGACUGGUCUGGAUACAUGCUGGUCGCAAACCCAUUAUGUUGGUUUUGUCAUGGCGCUGCUCAUAAGUGUUUUGAUAUUGGAAUCCUUUGUGCUUUGAAUACAUUGUUUCUAAUUCAAAAUUUGGUAACUCCAUUGCACAAAUUUUAUCAGGUUAAAGUAUACAAAUACAUUUAUCAAGUCAUCAACUUCAACAAGUAUUUUUAUUAUUUUGUCAACAAUUCUAAUAAACUGCUGAAUUAAAAAAAAUCAAUGAAAUUUCAAUCAAGUAUGCUAUUUUCAUGUUGCACAGAGUCAUACAGUUCUUAAAGGGACAUGAUGAGGUUUUUUGACAAGAAAAGACUGAUAAGAUUUUUGCAUUACUGUAUGUAGGUCAGGACCAAUAAUUUGUGUGUGCAAAAUUUCAGAUCAUUUACUCACUCUGAUUCCCAGGGAUAACCAAUUUUAUUGCGCAAAUUGACCCCAAAAUUUAAUGCUUUUUACUCAAUUUGGCAAAAAAAGCAUAAAAAUCAAUUUAGUUCUGAGAAUAUUUACAUCAUCUAUUGCAUAGUUUUCCAUUUAAAGUGCAUCAGUUGAUUUAUUAAAGAAUUUCAAAUUUUAUGAUUUUAGGCUAUUAGACCUCAGUGGAGUUCCUUUAAGUAUAAUACCAAAAUGUUACUAAAAAUAGUACUUGGUAUCUUAAUCUGAGACUUGUACACUGGUACAUUUGGCACGGCCAGCAUUUCAUGAGAUGCUGGUGUAGCCAUUUUGUCUGGACGUAGCCAAAAGCAAAAAUCAGAUCAAGGAAGUUUUUCAACAUGGUCGUUCACUUCAGCAUGAAAGACCCCUCUUACAAUUUUCUUUUAAUUGAAUCCUUCGUUAUACUGCAAACACUUUUUUGUUUGCAUUAUCCUAAAUUACAAAGCACAAAGUAGCCGAAGUCAGUCAUCUUGUUUCAGCGCAUAAAAAGACUAGAUCAUCUAUUUUCCAUCUAAACUUCUAUGUAGCACAUUAACUGUAGCAUCUUUACAUUUAUGUUAUUUGUUAGUGAAUACUUUGUUUAAGUUUUGUUUACAUUCCCUUGUUUUGAGUUAUUGCAUUUUAAGUACCAUUAAUUUCUGUUAAGAAUAGUAAGUUAAAAAUGAAAACUGUUAUAUGUGAUUCAAAACCUGAACAUCAAGGUUUAUUAUUGUCAUUGUUUAUUAUUUUGACUAGUUUUGUGUUAAGAGAAUUUCAACAGUUUGGUGUUAAAGGGGUGUAACUUCUUUAUGUAAUUUGAGUUACAACCCUUUUGCACCAAGCCCUCAAUUUUCAUGAUAACUUGAUAAGCUUUUGUAUGUGUCAUAAAUGUUAAGGGUUCAAUGUCUUGGGUUUAGGUGUUUGAUUUUCUUAUGCAAUCAUACUGAUACUGUUAAAAUGGAGUGUAGUGUCUGUAUAAGAUGUUUUUAAAUUAACUAUGUUUAUAUAUGUGUUUUUAGAUGCUAGGACUGUGAUUUUAUUCUAAAUGAAGACAUUUUUUAAAGCAAUACACCACCACUCUUUAUUUCAAUAUUCGUGCAUUUUUUUAAAGAAACAAACUCUUUAUAACUGAUACAUGAACUUGUUGUAUUCUGGAAACGUUGAUAAUUAGUGUCAAUAGAUAAGACACCUUUGAUUAAAAAGAGUAGAAUGAUAUAAAUUGUAUAUUAAAAUGGUCGUAAAAAUUGGUUACGUCACAUCAGGAGACUUACACUAAAACAAUGAUCUGAGCAUCGCAUAUCCAGAUAGUGAAGUUGGCUCCAAAUGAUAUACCUAGUAAAUACCUUGUUAUUAAUUUGGCUAUUUGUGGCCAAAUGGUUAUGGUUCAUGACUUUCAUUUAUGUACUUGCAUCUUGUUGUUGAUUCGAAUCACUCUACGAACUUUUGAGUUUUUUUCGUCCUCAUGCGGAAACUAAUCAGCUAGCUUAUUUAGAGUGUUAGUAGUUGUACUUGUGUGUCUGUUCAUGCUAAACCUUUACCAUGCUGCUAUUGACUGGAUCAACCAGUGUGAACAGUGCAGACCAAAAUCAACUGGUACAUCCAUGCCAUUUGAUCAUGGUCUGCACUGUCCACAAUUCAGCCAGUAGUUACCUGAAAAUCAUGUACA